Aureobasidium pullulans EXF-150 is the source of this 1834-nucleotide messenger RNA. Its product is annotated as putative T-complex protein 1 subunit alpha. The coding region runs from base 1 to 1746 and encodes 581 amino acids. The record is from RefSeq and is a predicted model, not a curated record. Gene Ontology annotation, biological process: protein folding. The transcript is spliced from 3 exons. Gene Ontology annotation, molecular function: ATP binding; ATP-dependent protein folding chaperone; ATP hydrolysis activity. Lineage: Eukaryota; Fungi; Ascomycota; Dothideomycetes; Dothideales; Saccotheciaceae. Gene Ontology annotation, cellular component: chaperonin-containing T-complex.
AUGGCAUCCAUGUUCGAAGCCCCGAGGAAUGCUGGUACACUUUUCCUUGGAGGAACAAAAAUCAGCGGCAGCGAUGUAAGAGAACAAUGUGUGCAAGCCACUCAGGCGAUAUCGAACGUGGUCAGAUCUUCAUUCGGACCUAGCGGGUUGGACAAGAUGAUGGUAGACGAUAUCGGUGAUGUGACGGUUACCAACGACGGCGCAACAAUUCUCUCCCUGCUCGACAUUUCCCACCCGGCCGGCAAGAUUCUGGUAGACCUGGCACAACAACAAGACAAGGAGGUUGGCGAUGGAACAACAUCAGUGGUACUAAUCGCCUCGGAGUUGCUGCGUCGCGCAAACGAGCUCAUGAAGAUGCGCAUCCACCCCACGACCAUCAUCACUGGAUACCGCCUGGCCCUGCGCGAGGCUGUCCGUUACAUGAGCGAGAACAUUGCCACCAAGGUCGACACUCUGGGCCGCGAGUCGCUCAUGUCGAUUGCAAAGACCAGCAUGAGCAGCAAGAUUAUCGGUGCCGACUCGGACUUUUUCGCCAACAUGGUCGUGGAUGCCAUGCAGAGCGUCAAGAGCGUCAACAGCCGUGGCGAUGUCAAGUACCCCGUCAAGGCUGUCAACGUCCUCAAGGCGCACGGAAAGAGUGCUCUGGAGAGUGUCCUGGUCAAGGGUUACGCCCUCAACUGCACCGUGGCCAGUCAAGCCAUGAACACCCGCGUUGUUGACGCAAAGAUUGCCUGUCUCGACAUGAACUUGCAGAAGGAGCGCAUGAAGCUUGGAGUACACAUCACCAUUGACGACCCGGCACAACUUGAGAAGAUCCGUGAGCGUGAGGCUGGUAUCGUCCUUGAGCGUGUUGACAUGAUCCUGAAGUCUGGCGCCAACGUCAUCUUCACCACCAAGGGUAUCGACGACUUGUGCUUGAAGUCCUUCAUCGAGAAGGGCGCCAUGGCUGUUCGCCGCUGCAAGAAGGAGGAUCUCCGCCGUAUCGCAAAGGCCACCGGUGCCACUCUGGUCAGCUCUCUCUCCGACUUGAACGGUGACGAGAAGUUCGAGGCCAGCAACCUUGGUCACGCCGAGGAGGUUGUUCAGGAGCGUAUUUCAGACGACGAGUGCAUUCUCGUCAAGGGUACCAAGGUUCACACUUCUGCUUCCAUCAUUCUCCGUGGUCCCAACGAGUACUCGCUCGACGAGAUGGAGCGUUCCGUCCACGACUCGCUCUCCGCUGUCAAGCGUACUCUUGAGAGUGGCCGUAUCGUUCCCGGUGGUGGUGCCGUCGAGACUGCCCUGCACAUCUACCUUGAAGAGUGGGCUACCUCUGUCGGCUCGCGCGAGCAACUCGCCAUUGGUGCCUUCGCCGCUUCCCUCCUGAUCAUUCCCACCACCCUCGCUGUCAACGCCGCAAAGGACAGCUCUGAACUCGUCGCACAACUCCGUAGCCGUCACGCUUUGUCACAACGUCUAUCCGCCUCCGAGGGCGGUAGUGGCGACGCCCACACCGCAGCCACCGUACAACCCGCAACCGAAGACGAGAAGUCACUCGCCAAGAAGAAGAAUUACAAGAACUACGGUCUCGAUCUCACCAAGGGUCGUGUCGUCGACAGCUUGAAGAUGGGUGUAUUGGAGCCUGCCAUGAGCAAGGUCAAGCAGUUGAAGAGUGCCGUCGAGGCCUGUGUGGCUAUCAUGAGAAUCGACACGAUGAUCAAGCUCGACCCUGAGAACCAGGGUGGUGAUGAUGGUCACGGUCAUUAAGCGAAGAUGAAAAAGCAUGUGUAAAAUUCUCACGGAUUCCCGGUCGUUUCUAGCGAAACAUUGAAUGAAAAGAUACCAAUAGACUGUU